Messenger RNA from Camarhynchus parvulus, 3208 nucleotides. RefSeq names its product PGAM family member 5, mitochondrial serine/threonine protein phosphatase (gene PGAM5). Gene Ontology annotation, cellular component: mitochondrion. Lineage: Eukaryota; Metazoa; Chordata; Aves; Passeriformes; Thraupidae. The record is from RefSeq and is a predicted model, not a curated record. Gene Ontology annotation, biological process: positive regulation of mitochondrial fission.
CCGGUGAGGGGCACGCGGCCGCCCCGCCAUGUCAGUCCGCCGCGCCCUGGCGCUCGCCGCCUGCGGGCUGGCGGGCGGCUCCGUCCUGCUCUCCGCCGUCGUCGUGGGCAAGCAGCCGGCCCGCGGCGGUGGCGAUAGCGAGCCGCCCGGGGGCUCCGCCGUGCCCUCCGCCGCGCCGCCCGGCUUGCUGCUGCUGCCGCCCGCCGCCUCCUGCCCGCCGGCCGCCGGCUGGAUCGAGAGACCCGCCGGCAGCGGCAGCUACUGGGACAGCAACUGGGACAGACGUGAACCACUGGCUCUUAUCAACCUCAAAAAGAAAAAUGAAGAAACGGGGGAAGAAGAGCUCGCCUCUCGCUUGGAUCACUGCAAAGCAAAAGCCACCAGGCACAUAUUCCUGAUCAGGCACUCCCAGUACCACCUGGAUGGCCGGGCUGAUAAAGACAGGACUCUGACCCCACUGGGUCGAGAGCAGGCUGAACUGACUGGACGCAGGCUGGCAAGCUUGGGAUUAAAAUUUGAUCAGAUUAUCCACUCCUCCAUGACUAGAGCAACUGAAACAACUGAAAUUAUAAGCAAACAUCUCCCAGGAGUCAAAAAAAUCAGUACUGAUCUGCUGAGAGAGGGAGCACCUAUAGAACCAGACCCUCCAGUCUCCCACUGGAAACCAGAAGCUGUGCAGUAUUACGAAGAUGGAGCUCGCAUCGAGGCUGCGUUUCGCAACUUCAUCCACCGAGCUGACGCCAAGCAGGAGGAGGACAGCUACGAGAUCUUCGUGUGCCACGCCAACGUCAUCCGCUACAUCGUCUGCAGAGCACUGCAGUUCCCCCCAGAAGGUUGGCUGCGACUGUCUCUCAACAACGGCAGCAUCACUCACUUGGUGAUCCGUCCCAACGGCAGAGUGGCCCUUCGCACGCUGGGUGACACAGGUUUCAUGCCUCCAGACAAAAUCACACGCACCUGAGUGAGCCAGAUGGAUGGAAGGCUGUCCAGGAGCUGCCUCUAGUCUCUUUGCACUAGCACAUUCUGCUACAGUACCACUAGAUUUUUAUUACGUUGGGGUGUGAUGCUGUCUUAAAAUGUCCUUUAGCCCCAUUCCUCCUUCAUAUUCAUCUGCCUUUCAGUCCAGAAAAGAAGAAACCUUUGUAAGCCUGAACAUGUCCAGUCCUUAAGUAUUCCCCAAAACUCAAAGCUGAGCUGUGGAAUACAGGUUGAAUGUCUGCUCAGCAGUUGUAAGAGCACUGACUUUUCCCUCACCCCGCUGUGAAUUUCUCUAACCAAAGCUUGCUGCUGUGGGUAUUUUUCUUGUGCAGGAAAGCGAUUGGUGUGAACAGCCUUGUAUCACACUGCAGCUAAAAGAAAAGAUGAGCCAGCUUGUUCCAGCUCCUCCAGAAGUGACAAACAGGGAAUUCUGCUGUCCAAAGGACAAAGGGAUAAAGCUUCAGUUUUUGUAAGCUGUUGAGUGUGUAUGUUGAUGUUGUGUUAUUGUUCCCCUCUGCCCCCAAAAAGCCCAUGUAAACUGUGCCUGGAGGUUAUGAGCAUGAAGGAAAGAGGGUAAAAAAACAUUUGCCUCAGAGCUGUGGUGCUAGAACUAACUGCUGCUUAUAUUAAGUGUUCCACCAUCCUCAGGAUGUCCUUUAAGAUGUUUAAAGAAUAUUUUUCAGGCUUGUAAAGCCUUUAACCAAAACAUGGUCUGGAGAAGUCUGUAGGGAUGGGACUGUAGCAGUAAGAUGGGAGGAAAGGAAAGCAGCAACCUUCUCGAAGUGCUUUCAGUUACUGAUAUAUUUUUGAGUGCUCUUUCCACUGAUUUGUAUUUGUUGAUACCUUACUUUCAGAGUAGAGCAGUACCACCACUGAGUUCAGGGUAGUGAUGCUGCAGGUCAGAGGUGCUGCAGCACUGCAGCAAACUGCUGUUGCCAGAAUGGUGAGCAGGUGGCCAUGGGGUGGCUUGUCUAGGGCGAGUGUAUAGGACAGGCAUUGGGCAGAAUGCUUCAAGGGUCCCCUUCAUACAGCUCUGAUGCUGCUGGGCCUGUGGGAGGGGAGGGCUCAGAAGCAUUCUGAAGCUUGCUGGCUACCCUGAGCUGAUGUAGAAACUUGGCUCAGUUUAUAGUAGAUCAGCAGACAUAACUAACUUGUUUGACAGAUUCUCUGAUCAAUAAGGAUGUUGAUGAUGCUGAACUUAAUCCUGUCAGAGCUGUACGAAGCAUAAUCAGGACACACAGCCUAUGGAGAAGAGGAUUUAAGGGCUUGAUACUGAACUGCUGCUACAUCAGGAUAAGUUCAAGGAACAGAGUAGGGAACAAACUGAUUAUUGUGUAGUAUAAGGUGUGGGGGGCAAGAGGAAACCAUCAUGACAUGUCUCUCCUUGAUGGAAUGAGAAUAAUUUAUCAGUUUUUGUCUAUUAACUUUUUUAAAGUUUUGAAUAAAAUACUUGGUCUGUCUGUCUUUCCUGUCUCUUCAGCUGAAUGGCUGCAUGGGCAGCUGUAGCAGGUGUGGCUGGAGCUCUGCAGGGACUGCUGGUGCAGGACCUGGUGUGUCCCACACUGCUCAGGGCAACAGCUCUUUCACCAACCACCUGAAAUGUAAACUGGAUGUGGGAGCCAGAGCAGUUAAUUGUCAUCAGCCACAGAGCUGCCCAGGAGGGGACCUGCUGUAGCCUGAGCACAGCCAUUUGCAGGACUCUGUCACCACCACAAGGAACCAGCUCCUGUGAGAUGAAAAUUCUGUGAUUUUUAGUGUUGUGUGGGUGCACAUGUACCCUCUCACACACAUCCCCUUCUACAGCCCCUGUGUCAGUGAAUGAGCUCUUGGUGGGCAACCAGAGGACACAACACCUCUUUGCACAGCUACAGAAAUUAACAACAGUUUUGGUGACACUCAAGGUGGGGGUGGAAAGUGUGAAAUUUAAAAUUAUGUCUUUUUUACCAUAGGCUGAGUUCAUGUCUCUUCAACACUGUCAGACUCUUAAGUCUUUGGUGGUGUAGUCCAUUGUCACUGUGCACACACACAAAAGCUGCAGGUACUGUACAAGCAAGGCCUGGACAAGCCAGUGAGUUGCCCUGUCAUGCCCAGCUCCUCCUCCCCACAUCCCAUAUUCAACACAGCUAUUCAUUUCAGCUAUUUAUUUGAUUUUAAUAGAAAGUGGGAUACUUCUGUAUUUUUAACAUGACACUUUGCUAAUUAAAAAACAACCAACAAAAACACAGCUCUU